AUGUUUCAAACAGCAGUUAGGAGGUCAUCUGUAUUCCAGCCUUUAAAAUAUGGUGGAAAGUACACGGUAACUUUGAUCCCAGGAGACGGUACCGGCAAAGAAAUAUCCAACUCGGUUUCGACUAUCUUCAAGGCUGCCAAUGUCCCUGUAGAGUUUGAAGAAAUCGAUGUGACGGGAAUGGACAAGAGAGACAAACCAACAGAAGUGGCUUUACAUGAAGCAAUUCAAUCUAUGAAGCGUAACAAGGUUGGUUUGAAGGGAAUUUUUUACACUCCUUCCGAACGCGACGGACACACUUCUUUUAACGUUGCUUUACGUAAGGAAUUAGACUUGUAUGCAUCCUUAUCGCUCAUAAAAAACAUCCCGGGCUUAAAGACUCGUCAUACCGGUGUCGACUUUGCUCUUAUUCGUGAAAAUACCGAAGGUGAGUAUUCCGGAUUAGAGCAUCAAUCCGUUCCCGGUGUGGUUGAGUCUCUUAAAAUUAUAACCGAAGCAAAGUCGAAGCGUAUUGCUCAAUUUGCUUUUGACUUUGCUCUUAAAAACAACAGAAAGUCAGUUACUUGUAUUCAUAAAGCUAAUAUUAUGAAGAUGGCUGACGGUCUUUUCCGUAAAACAUUUUACAACACCGCUGCUAAUUACGAGUCUAUUACUGCAAAUGAUUUGAUCGUUGACAAUGCUUCUAUGCAGGCCGUCUCUCGCCCUCAACAAUUCGAUGUACUUGUUACUCCCAAUUUGUACGGAAGCAUCUUAAGCAACAUCGGUAGUGGCCUCGUUGGUGGUCCUGGCGUUGUCCCCGGUGGUAACUUUGGACAUGAGAAUGCUCUUUUCGAACCUGGCUGCCGCCAUACUCAAUUAAACAUUACCGGACGUAAUGAAGCCAACCCUACCGCCAUGAUCCUUAGUGCUUGCAUGAUGCUUCGUCACCUUAACUUGAAGGAAUAUGCUGACUUGAUCAAUGCUGCCACUUAUUCUGUUCUUGAGGACGGCAAGACUGUCACUAAAGAUUUGAACGGUACCGCCAACACUGAGGAAUUUACUCGUGCCAUUCUUGAAAAAAUGGAGAGACUUUGA
Schizosaccharomyces osmophilus is the source of this 1071-nucleotide messenger RNA. It is a transcript of the gene idh1, whose product is annotated as isocitrate dehydrogenase (NAD+) subunit 1 Idh1. Gene Ontology annotation, cellular component: mitochondrion. Gene Ontology annotation, molecular function: NAD binding; magnesium ion binding; isocitrate dehydrogenase (NAD+) activity. The record is from RefSeq and is a predicted model, not a curated record. Gene Ontology annotation, biological process: tricarboxylic acid cycle; isocitrate metabolic process. Lineage: Eukaryota; Fungi; Ascomycota; Schizosaccharomycetes; Schizosaccharomycetales; Schizosaccharomycetaceae. The transcript has a single exon. The coding region runs from base 1 to 1071 and encodes 356 amino acids.